Messenger RNA from Kickxella alabastrina, 2292 nucleotides. RefSeq lists its product as uncharacterized. The transcript has a single exon. Lineage: Eukaryota; Fungi; Kickxellomycota; Kickxellomycetes; Kickxellales; Kickxellaceae. The record is from RefSeq and is a predicted model, not a curated record. Bases 189 to 2231 code for a protein of 680 amino acids.
AUUUUUUAUUUUUAUUUUGUACUAUAUACUUUAUAAAUUUAUUCUCAACCUUAUUUAUCAAAACUACUUUUAAUACCCACUCCACGCAGCAGAGCCAUUUCACAAGUAUUAAAAUACAUCUUUUUCACCCACACACAUACGCAAAUACGCACACACUGGUAAAAAAACAGCGUACUCUAUUCAGCACAAUGUUACAAUUAUCUAGACUUUGUUGCUUAGUGACAGCUAUGACUAUAUUACAGUCAGUCUUUGGUACGGAUUUGCGACUCAGUAGACGUGACAUUGAUAUAUCGACCAUCACCGAAUACAGGGCAGCCAUACUGCUUAUCGACGGAAGUCAGACGUCAUGCGAGGCCGCACUCAUGGACAGCAGUGCAGCAUUUGUUGCAGCGAGCUGCCUUCAAUACACUGAUGGCAACUUGGACAUGUCAAAAAAUUAUGAGGUGGCGGUCAAAAUGGGAAGCGGAAGCACAAACUCGCAGAGGUACUCUAUUUCAAAAAUUGACGUUCAUCCGAGCUACAACGCAACAACAUUUAUCAACAACCUGGCUGUAGUUCAGUUCAAUACGGACUCAGCAAUCGAUUGGCAAACGUAUAUUGGCGUUAACCCGGACGAAUGGGAUAAUAGAUAUUUUGCAAGAAGGUCGCUUGUGGACACUUCAAACCUAGCUUGGAACAACAUCAUUGCAUUCUCCACUACGACUACUCCCAGCGACUGUGCCAAGGCCUCAAAGACUUACAAUGAAAAUAAGGGAGACUUUUUGUGCAACUAUGCCGCCUCGUUGUCGACCGUCAACCGUGACUGUAAGAUGCCUUACGGUGUGGUCUAUGGCAUAGUCCAGCCAGACGAUUCUGGGAUAAUUGCAAUCCACUCACACACAUCAAUCUAUGGAGAUAGCUUGUGUUCUUCUGAUAAAAAGCUUCACUACUACACGCUUCUGCGCAACUACAUUGCAUGGGCCGCCCGGGUUAUUGGCCGCUCAGUUGGUGGAUUCACCAUAGACACAAGCUACACCAUGCCACUGAACUAUAACUACAGCAUGACUAAUGUCCCUUCAGACAGUGUUUCCGGCGUGAAAGUGUUUUCGGGAAACAGAUAUGCGCAGGAUCCUGUCAAUCCCGCACUAGCCGAGGCAAUUAAAUCGUAUCCAGCUAAAUCCACAGCAGUUUCAACGAGCAAUACCACUACUUUGGUUAAAAUAACUUCGGCUGCUGCCAUCACCUCUCCGACGGCUGCAUCUUUGACUACAACACCAGCCGUACAAGAAAUUGGUGCUACCACUACAAAUGAUUCAAGCACCACUGCUUUUCCAGCUUCCAAUGCAGCAUCUAUAACUGUAGGGUCAUUGGAAUCAAGUAACUCUAAUACUUUGGUCGCGUCAUCGUCAUUGUCAUCGUCACCAUCUAAAUCUGAAUCCGAAGAUAGUGCUGGCAACAGUGCGUCAUCACCUACUGGUGCUCAAUCCUCAUUAUCUUCCAAGGGUAUUAGCGACGACGACGAGAAUAUAGCCACGGAGCUGAUUGAAAGUACCAACUCCACGCAAAAAACAAGCACUGGCAAUGCAAGCUCAAGUUCCACUAGCAAAGCAGGCAACUUUGCCAUUGGGCCUAGUGAAUCAGAAAAUGCAGUCUUAAACCCCAGCCAGAGCGCUUCAGACGACAGUGGAAGCAGCGCCAAUGUCAUUACCAAUAAAACGAGCGAGAACAACGAGGAAGCGCCCGGCUCAACUCGCACCAUUAUAAUUGCAGUCGCUGCUGUGGCUUUGCUUGGGGCUGUUGGUGGUGGUAUCUGGUUCUUCUACAGAAGACGCAAACUUAAUCGGGAGCUGGAGCAUGAAUCCAUUAUUGAUAAGAACGGGUGGAACUCUGAGAGGAACUCUCUCGGCUCCAAUUACCUUCGCCCGCCUGGUGCCACUACCGGCCAGUAUCAGCCUGGCUUAAUGCAGAACGACCGUAUCUCCGGGUUCUCCCAGAAUGACGGAAACUACCAUGGAAAUAACGGGUACAAUGAUCAGCGCGUUGACAGUGGCAAUAACUAUGGACCAGGUAAGUACGGUAAAGCUCCAAAUACAGGUUACGACAACUAUGAGGAUUACCCGUAUAUCCAGAACCACAGCAGCGGCAACAUUAACAAUGUAUAUGCACAAGAUAUUGGCCAGUCUUCAAAUUACCAUACUGAUAUGUGGGCCCAGCAGUCAAGGUAUGAGUCAGGCUACGGCCAGAACUAUUAGUCAAUUAUUAAGAAAAACAAAUAUUUAAAUUCAUAAUAAAACAAGGCUAUAUUUGCAUAAU